Messenger RNA from Microthlaspi erraticum, 972 nucleotides. Lineage: Eukaryota; Viridiplantae; Streptophyta; Magnoliopsida; Brassicales; Brassicaceae. The record is from the annotation of a GenBank genome assembly.
AUGUCCUUACCUCUCGAUCUAACCAGAGAGAUACUCUUACGGCUGCCUGGGAAAUCUAUUGCGAGGUUUCGUUGCGUUUCGAAGCGUUGGUCAUCAACCAUCGCCGAUCCAUAUUUCAUCAACUCGUUCGAAACUCGGUCCUCAACAAAGCCGAGCCUUCUACUCUGUCUCAUAAAAGGUGACGAUUUGUUUGUUUCCUCGAUUCCGCAAAAUACUGUGGAUUCGAACGAGGCUUACUCUUCUUCUCUUCCCGUUGAUCGUUAUCAUAUGAAACUCCCAGCAAAAUAUAGUUACUUCCCUCCUAUGGAAUCCGUCCACGGCUUGAUAUGCUUUAAAGAUUCGCCAGAUCCCAAAGUUUGGAACCCUAGCAUGAGAAAGUUCUUGACGUUACCAAAUCCCAAUAACCAUAAGAGCUGGAAAAAGCAAACACUCUUUCUAGGUUACGAUCCCAUCGAAGGUAAACACAAAGUUGUGUGCAUUCGCUAUAAAAAGUUUUCAUACGUAUGCCGAGUUUUAACAUUAGGAUCUGCUCAAGAAUCAUGGAGAACGGUCAGAACCAACAAUAGACAUCGUUCUUACUAUUAUACUUAUGGGCGAUGCAUCGAUGGGGUGAUAUAUUAUCUAGCCGGUAUUCGUACAGGGCCUUAUUCACCUCAUUCAGCUUAUUCAGCUUUUUCAGCUUUAAUGAGCUUUGAUGUCAGAUCUGAGAAGUUCCAUAUGAUUAAAAUACCAUCGAAUAUUGAUAAGGAUGUGCUGAUAAAUUAUAAGGGGAGGAUAGCUUGUACUGAUGAUUAUAAUGAUAAAAGAUUGUGGAUUUUGGAGGAUGCAACGAAACACAAGUGGUCUAGUCAAGACUUUCUUGUACCUUUACGUCACUGGGAUGAUAGUUUGGAAGCCAUGUUCAAACUAAAAGGUUUCACUCAUGCUGAACCCUCGGAAGACUCAGCUGAUUCGUCAGCUCGGCUUAACUGA